AUGAUAUUGAUUGUACAUCAAAGAUCUAUCGAUUGUGAAAAGAGAGUAGAGAUGUAUAUCAAUAACUGGAUUAUGCUCUUUAUUGAGCUGUUCGGUGUUGGUGUUGUCGUGUUUAUAGCAAUGAAACAAUAUAUAUCGUUCAAGAGAACUCCGUUCUAUGCAAUGUUCACUGCAUUCCUUGGUUGGUAUUUAUGUUUCAAUAUCGUAUUUCUAGUUCCUCUUGAUAUCACUGCUACGAUUCAUGGAGAAUGUUUAGUAAAAGCAAAUGAUACAUGUACCAUUAAUAAUACAACAAGCUGUGAAAUUAAUAAUAUGUGUCCAGAGCCAAUCAGUUACUUACCAGAUGUUAUUGUUGUCAAUCAGUGGCGUAUUCUCUAUUGGGGAACGUUUGUGUUGUCUUGGCUGAUCUUCCCGAUUCUUCAAACGUUUUCGGGCACAGGAGAUUUCCGUAUUCGUGAACGUCUGCUGCGUGCUAUCAAAGAAAACAUUAUAUUGUACUGCUUUAUGGGUAUCGUUGGUCUGAUAACAUUGAUUAUAAUUCUGGCGAUGCGUCUCCAGGCAUUGGCGACACUGGUUCAGUCAACCUUUAUCGUUUUGAAUGUCUACGGUCUGGUACUGGUCGUUGUGACAAUGGGUUUCGGUUUGGUGGACGUACCGCGAAACCUUCUACGAAAAGGUGACUACUAUAGAACAUUGCGUCACUAUCGUGUGCAUGCAUUGGAGUUGAAAAACGAACUCGAUGAAUCCACCAAGAAACUGGAGCAUCACUUGCGUCUCAUUAAACAAACAUCGGAUCGUGCCGGAGAAUAUCAUCCAUAUCGUCCAUACCUCGAUAUCAUUAUUUCCAAAUGUCCGUUGGAGUUUGACCAGGUCGACACUGAAGAUAUGUCAGAGGCAAGCGAUGAAAUUACCUAUUCAAAGGUUGUGGAGAUGCAUGCCAAUCUCAUGGAUUUCACACAUCAGGCGGAACGUGCUGAUACAUCAUAUAAAAGACUACUGGGUAAAGCAUUCGCCACAGAAGAUAUUAUAGCUACAUUGGAGAAGCCAUCCGACCUGAGAUCCGGUAAGAUCGAAUGGAGUUUCAAACAGACAUCAAGUAAUCCUACAAAAGCUCGUUGGGAAUACUACUGGCAUCUCUAUAUCUACCCCAACUUUUACAAGGCUUUGGGUGCACUCGGUGCCAUAAUGUCACUACUAAUUGUUUGGGCUGAAAUUUCAAUGGCCUUUUCUUCAAGUAAUCUAGCCAACGUGAAAUCACCAUUUGCAAUGAUUAUUAGAAGUACUGAUGCAUCAAUGAAUGGAUUAGGAUUACAAAUAUUUUGUUUCAUUCCAUUGAUAUUGGUUCCACAACAACAGACCAACUCGCUUAGUAUUAUGUUCAGCUCCAACUAUUUAGGCAGAUUGGCAGCACCACUCUCUUACAAUUUCCUGCAGAUCUGUGGACUGACUGGCAGUAAUUUUAACAGUGCCAUGGGUGAUAUGAAUGCAUUUGCUCUCAAUAACUUUAACAAGUAUUUCCCAUUCAUCGUUGUGUUUGUGUGUUUAAUUCCAUUGUUUCAGAUUCAUACACGUCUUGCGAGUAUGUGCUGCAUCAAGUCGAUGCGUGUCACCACCGACAAUUCUGAAGCCGCUGCCGAACUGGGAUCCAAGAUUCUUAAAGAGGUGCGUGAGAAUCAGGUCGAGGGUGUACCACCUCCAAAGACAAGAAUGUCCAUCAUCAAAGAUAUUAUCACUGGCAAGAAGUCAAAGAGUGGAAGUGGUUCGCCAAAGGAUGGCGCCAGUCAAGAAGUGAAGCGUCCCACCUACAAACCACCUUCAUCGAAUCGAUCAACCGUUAUGAUGGGACUAUCGAGAGAUUACACAUCCAAGAGUGGAACUACAUUCAAAUCGACAAAAUCUGAAAACAAUGCAAUUUUAACCAUCGACAACAACAACAACAGUGGCAGUAGCAGUUAUAAGAGUAUUAACAAUGAUCCACUCAUUCCAAAAUCAAACAGCAACGCUAGAUUGGAAUCGAAAGGUAUCAACUAUUGGGAUAAAUUAAACUUUAAAUAUAAUCAAGAUGAUUCCGAUGACGAUAUAGAAAUGGGUAAAUUUUAA
Messenger RNA from Heterostelium album PN500, 2100 nucleotides. Its product is annotated as LMBR1 domain-containing protein. Lineage: Eukaryota; Evosea; Eumycetozoa; Acytosteliales; Acytosteliaceae. Bases 1 to 2100 code for a protein of 699 amino acids. The record is from RefSeq and is a predicted model, not a curated record. The transcript is spliced from 6 exons. Gene Ontology annotation, cellular component: membrane.